UUUUCAUUAGGGACACACUGGCAAACAGCUGUUCGCAUCGGCAUUUCAUUGUAACGACUACGCGAUUUGUGAAAUUACUCCAUAAACAAUGUCGGUUAUAUUAAGACGGAAUCUGCAGGUGCCGCAGUUAUUGAAGCAGCUAAGCUACAGUAGCAGUGCCAAAUCAAGCGGCGAUGCAACUGCCACAGUAAAAACUGUGCCUAAAAAUUUGCUCGAGGAUAAGCAAACGGCAAAUUUGCAAAAAGAGAAUGGCGCCAUAUUUGACAAGCGGCCAUUUAAGCUCCAUCUGGACAAAGAUAAAACCUACAGCUGGUGUUUGUGUGGCAAGUCCAAGUCGCAGCCACUGUGCGAUGGCAUGCACAAAAACGAAUUCCUCAAGAUAAAGCUAAGGCCUAUUCGCUUUAAGGUGGAAAAGACCGGCGAUUAUUGGCUGUGCAACUGCAAACAGACGACGCAUCGUCCCUUCUGCGAUGGCACCCACAAGCAGCCGGAAAUUCAGGCAGCCGUUAAAUAAUUCUCACUUUAGCUGUUAUUAAACUAAAAGGCAUUUUUUGUAAAUUUAUGUAUUUUUAUGAAGAAAUGAAAGAAAUGCAUGAAGAAGCAACAAAUUUUUUGAAUCAAGCAACACAUUUUUGUUUCGUUUUUAUUAUUAUCUAGAUUCUUGAUUAUAUAGAACGUUAUUUUUAUACACGUACACAAUUCAUUUGAAAUGCUUAUGAUUUAUGUAGUAGGCCCAAUAAUAAUAUACAUUAAAUGUAUUACUCUUUUUAUAUCAAUUGCACUUUGCAAUUUCACAAGCAUCAACAAAAUAUUUACAGCGUUUUGCAAAAUUAUUAAUAAAAAGAAAUUAAAAAUGUGUGAUCCAACCCAACAAAUAAAUAAUAAACGAAAGUUAAUUGGUUUAGAAAUUAGAAAGUUGCGUUUGUUUUUAUUUAAAUUUUUUAACGUUCAGAUUGUUUUUUUUUACACAUAAAUAUAGAACUAAAAAGAAUUGAGAGCAAAAAUGGCUUAAAUACUACUAUCUUCAUAAUAUAAUGCUCGUUUGCAUUUGUUUUGUUUGCUUUUUGUUAAUGAAAUUGAAAGAAAUUCAAAAGAAAUCAAAUAGUAUUAUUAUAUUAUGAAUGCAAAUGCCAUAUUAUAUCAUAUCUCAUCCGAUCCUAUCUCAUCUCAGCAUUCCCCAUGCAUCAUCACUACGAGUACUUCACAAUGUGUACACAACUUUCGGGACUGUUUACCACAUAUAACAACACUCAAAACGAUUACGAGGAUUGAAUUGUUAUUUAAAAUUAUUAAAUUCAUAUUUUUUUGUGUUUGCUUUUCUACAUCAAUCGUACAAUAUACGAUACAGGGAUAAACUAAUUUAUAAACGUCUCAUCAUAUAAACAAUUUCUCUCUCAGAGUACUAGCAUUUGUGUUCUUGUUUGCUUUCUUUUUAUUACGUUUACCCACACAACAAAUGAAUUUAGAUACAAAAUGUCAAAAAGAAAAUUAUGAAAAUUUUACCUUUUGUCUUUCGAACUAAACAGCAAAAACAGCAAGCGAAUGAACAUGAAUUUCUAAAGACAUUAAUCGUCUGUGCUUAUUACUUGUGAAUAUUGUAUUAUAAUUA
Drosophila nasuta is the source of this 1609-nucleotide messenger RNA. Its product is annotated as CDGSH iron-sulfur domain-containing protein 3, mitochondrial. Gene Ontology annotation, molecular function: 2 iron, 2 sulfur cluster binding. The transcript is spliced from 4 exons. Gene Ontology annotation, cellular component: mitochondrion. The record is from RefSeq and is a predicted model, not a curated record. The coding region runs from base 89 to 514 and encodes 141 amino acids. NCBI's taxonomy places the organism in Eukaryota, Metazoa, Arthropoda, Insecta, Diptera, Drosophilidae.